Messenger RNA from Penicillium longicatenatum, 1857 nucleotides. RefSeq names its product ferric reductase family protein. Gene Ontology annotation, molecular function: ferric-chelate reductase activity. The record is from RefSeq and is a predicted model, not a curated record. Gene Ontology annotation, biological process: intracellular iron ion homeostasis; iron ion transport; copper ion import. The coding region runs from base 1 to 1857 and encodes 618 amino acids. Lineage: Eukaryota; Fungi; Ascomycota; Eurotiomycetes; Eurotiales; Aspergillaceae. The transcript has 7 exons. Gene Ontology annotation, cellular component: plasma membrane.
AUGGACACGAAGAUGAAUGGAGGCGGCAUCCCCUGGUUGGAUCAACCGGUGAUGCUUCACUCAUCCCGGGCAGAUAAGUGCAAGUUAUCGCCCGCGCAGUGUGCCUAUCGUAGCGGCCAUUGGCGCUACUGGUACGAGGCUGACCAUGUGUAUGCGCUUGCUACGGUUUACUUUUGCUGUGCUGUGAUCGGUGUAUUCGCUCUGUCCAAUUUCCUUGUUAGAUACUCUCCGGAAUGGGUCAAGAGAACCCGAGUAUGGCGUGCGACUACUUCGGUAUCCCGAUACCUGGCUUAUCGUGGAUAUGGACUCCCGAUGAUGCGAUACUGGUCCCCUUCCUUGGGAGUGUUGUUGUUGGGUAUUGCGGGGAUGGGCUUCUUCCUCGGAAUGACUCUUGGUCCGCAACCCUAUUAUUGGCCAACAGAUGCUAGUUAUGGAGGUAGUCCUCCCAUUGCUACACGAGCAGGGUGGAUGGCUCUCGCACUGCUACCAUUUGUGCUUGCUUUGAGUGUCAAGGCAAACAUGAUAUCUGCACUGACUGGUAUUCCCCAUGAGAAGUUGCAAGUCUUCCAUCACUGGACCAGUUACGCCAUGUUUGCCCUAGCGCUUGUCCACACAUUCCCAUUCAUCAUUUACAACCAGCGGAAAGGUGACUUGGUAAAACAGUGGAAGACCAGUGUGGCAUACUGGACUGGAGUUGUCACUAUCAUUGCACAGGCUUAUCUGACCCUGAUGUCCCUGCCAUUUAUCCGGAAUCGAUUCUAUGAGUUCUUCAAAGCUACACAUAUGCUCGCCGCUGUUGUUUUUGUCGUAUUCUUCUUCCUCCACUGCGAUUUCCGUCUUUCUUCAUGGGACUACUUCAUUGCUACGGGUGCCAUUUAUCUGCUGUGCCUAUUGACCUCACAGGUCCGCACUUACCUGAUCAACGGCCUCCACACAGCGACCCUCGAGGUCCUCCCCAGUGGUCUUAUCCGCGUUGCAGUCCCAACAGUCAUGAACUGGACACCGGGUCAGCAUGUCUUUGUGCGAUUCUUGACUUCUGACUUGCACUUGUUCACCGCUCACCCGUUCACCAUUUCAUCUGUCUGUCGAAGCCCUAACGAGACCGGGAAAGCUUCUGAAAUCAUCUUCUAUAUCAAGCCACGCAAAGGUGUGACUGCCCGACUAGCAGCCAUCGCUGCGAAGAGCCCCGGCUGCUCAAAGAAGAUAUUAAUCGAGGGACCCUACGGAGGCGUCAGCGCAAACCAUAUGGCUCGGUUUGACACCCUUCUCGUAAUCGCCGGUGGAUCAGGAGGUGGAUUCUCCCUCGCAAUGGUCGACGAAGCGCUACGACUCUCUGCACUGGAAUCAAAAAAUAACAACUCCGAACACGAAGGUCGGCGUAACUUACAGGUCGUAUUCUCAACUCGUGACACCGCCAUGGCAGACUGGUAUGCCGCAGAGAUCGAAUCCCGACUCUCCCAUUCUACAACUCUCUCCUCGGACCCGGAUAACGGGUUCGAGACGGCUGUUUCCGUGCAUAUCACAUCCCGUGUUAACUCGGCUUCUUCUUCGCCAUCGAUUGGCUUUGAGAAAGACGCUGAUAAGUUGACACCAACGGAAAUUACCACAACAGGAUCAUUUAGUCUCAAUGUCCACCGCAAUGCCCGCCCAGACAUCCCUGGUCUCGUUGCACGUACCGUGGCUAUGGGGAACACCCAGGGCCAGCACAUCGGGAAAAAGCAGCGGAUCGGAGUUCUGGUUUGUGGACCUGCUUCUAUGCUCCAUGAUACACGCAACGCAGCAGCUUUGGCUCAGACCCGAGCUCUAGGAGGUGAGGUCGAGGAGUUGUACCUGCACUCCGAGCCUUUUGCGUGGUGA